AUUCUUGGAAUCACUAUCAAUCCCAAUGUAUCUUCUCGUUGUACUAUACUCGUUACCACCAAGCUUCGGCCGACCGCACGACAUCUCUUCGAUCACAUAUCAAUCUUUGCCGCCAUAAGGCUUGAAUUCCCUCCCAUCUGUCUCUCACAGCGCACGCGCAAAGCUGCUGAUCGGCGUUUUUGUGAACAGCAAUGGUGGAACGGGGCGGUGGGGAUUUGCUUGAGCGGCUUGGGCCUGACCUCUCCGCCGCUGUUCUACGGUGUCUGGAUGACCCGACCGAUCUCGUCCGCUCGGCCUCCGUCUCCCAAUCAUGGCACCGAUUUGUUAUUACAAAUGGCUUUUGCAAAAAGUUAUGCUUAAGAACGACUCCAGAGGUAUCAUGUUUUGUACGUUCGAUUGAAGUAGGCGGUUGGUCAGAUACAAUAAAAGUUGGACCUAACUGCUCUGACCAUUGGCAGACGCUGGAAAGCGAGCACAGAAUUUUUGCUUAUUUAGGUCACCGCAUUGUUUCACCCAGGUUUUUAACAGAAAUUACUAUGGAAUCGAUUUAUGUUUCCCCCUCUACUGAUAGGAUUGAGAAUAUGUUGCGAAAUACUCUAGGUCUGUAUAUGUUCUCUUCUUAUCGGUUUAGCAAGGGAAAGUCCUUACUAAAUUUCAGGUUGAGUUGCAAGUUUUGUGUUGUUCAUGAGAUAAAAAUGCAACUACCGGAAGUGUUCGACUUUUGUGAACCCAUAAGUUCACCUCUAGAAAUUCUGCGUUUUAGACUUGGCCAUAUGAGGGAUGAGAAUGCAACCCCUGAAGAAUCUUUGUUGGGGAACUUCGUUUGGACAUACGUUUCUCCAGAACUUUCAACAAUAGAGACUGAUUAUUUUCAAUCUUUCAAGCUUCAAAGACCAGUCAUCUGCAUUGAUGGAGUUUUACAAAUUGAAAUGUUGAGCAGGGAUCCUGCUUAUGAGUUACCGGACUUAUGUGAUUCUCAAGUUAAAGCAAUAGUAAGCCCUCUUGCACCAGCAUUCGAUGUGAACCUUCUUGACAGAUUGGGAAAUUCAAUUUUGUUGUAUUUCCCUCGUGCUGUAGAGUAUCUAGAUGAUGUUACUGCUCAACAGCCUCGUCGCUCGUCGCGAUGGAAACCAUGGAUGAAAGUAAAAAGGCGAAAAAAGAAUAGGUGGAAUCAUGAUUCUGAGUAUAGAUAGAACUGAAGUGUGUGAAGUGCUUUUUCCAAGUCAUGAAAACUAUUGUUUGUAUGCCAUAUGAUUGGAUGAUCAUUGUUUUCAGUGUCUAUCAUUGGAUUUAUUUGAUCAAUGUGAUUUAAAUGUUUUAGGAUGAAGUAUGAUAUCUCGAAUUUUUGUACUUAUUGGAAAUCUAUUAAGCUAUGCUACUUUUAUAAA
Messenger RNA from Dendrobium catenatum, 1388 nucleotides. Its product is annotated as F-box protein At4g00755. Gene Ontology annotation, molecular function: protein binding. The record is from RefSeq and is a predicted model, not a curated record. The coding region runs from base 192 to 1193 and encodes 333 amino acids. NCBI's taxonomy places the organism in Eukaryota, Viridiplantae, Streptophyta, Magnoliopsida, Asparagales, Orchidaceae. The transcript is spliced from 5 exons.